Molecule: messenger RNA, 582 nt
Organism: Guyanagaster necrorhizus
Lineage: Eukaryota; Fungi; Basidiomycota; Agaricomycetes; Agaricales; Physalacriaceae
Exons: 4
Coding region: 1-582 (193 amino acids)
Biological process (GO): attachment of spindle microtubules to kinetochore
Cellular component (GO): spindle microtubule; DASH complex
Source: RefSeq, a predicted model, not a curated record
AUGUCCCGUCUUUCGCGUGCAAACCUGAAAGCCAGGGAAUCUGUUUUCGCCAGUGGACCGGAAAUAUACAAAGGUGAAAUACAAGCAAUAUGUCCGCCUAAUCUAGCCGAAUGCGUCGCGACCAUGGAGGACUGCUGUGAGGAGGCGUACGAAGCACAGUUACUCCUUAGGAACGGGACAUAUGACUACCCGCGAAUGGCAAAUGUUUUGCGGAACGAAAGGGUCUUUCUCCUUAUCGAUGAAAGCACGGUGAAGAAGUACAAAUCAGACCUGAUUGAUGAAGUUGAACCUGCGAUACAUGAACUCAUAGAACGGGCUGAGCAGGGCCUCAAGUCUCUUCAGCGAAAGCAGGCUCAACUUCAAGCGAAGGUUCUCGCGAAAACAGCACCCUCUCGACCCACUUCAGGCACAAUGGCGCAGCAUAAGCUUGAGCAAAGACGGUUACAUAUGCUCACGAAGAAACGUGAGCAGUUGGAGGAAGAGUGCGCGUCCCUAGAGGCAGAAGUGCAAGCUCUGGUACGUGACAUUUUUGACUUUUACAUGGCACUGCCGCCUCAUGAAGGACAGGAAUCUAAAUCAUGA